Messenger RNA from Dendronephthya gigantea, 2291 nucleotides. Its product is annotated as neprilysin-4-like. The coding region runs from base 1 to 2184 and encodes 727 amino acids. The transcript has 18 exons. The record is from RefSeq and is a predicted model, not a curated record. Gene Ontology annotation, cellular component: plasma membrane. Gene Ontology annotation, biological process: protein processing. Lineage: Eukaryota; Metazoa; Cnidaria; Anthozoa; Malacalcyonacea; Nephtheidae. Gene Ontology annotation, molecular function: metalloendopeptidase activity.
AUGGCGGCUGGUCUAUCAACAUUUAUAAAAACACUGAUAUUUUCAGCGCUUUUCUAUCAGUUUGUCCGCUCGCAUCCGGUUGUUUACCAGGACGAAGAGAUCGAAUCAGACCCAAAUAUUUUGAUAAGGGACAAAACUCCGCCCGAAAAUAAAGAUGAAAAUGUCUGCCUUACGGAAGAGUGUGCGUCUAUUUCGUCCUCCAUCAAAGAUGCGAUAGACGAGACGGUGAAACCUUGCGAUGAUUUUUACGACUAUGCUUGCGGAGAAUGGCUGAAAAAGAACCCAAUUCCUAACGGGAAGCUUCAGAUAUCUGCCUUCACCGAGCUUAGGGACAAAAACAACAAGAUCAUGCAAGAGUCUUUGGUCCAAGAUGACGCUUUAAACGACAUUCUUCCUAUUAAGAAAGUCCGAACCUUCUUCCAAUCUUGUCUAAACGUUAAAGCAAUCGAUGAACUUGGUAGCGAGCCAAUCAAAAAGUAUAUUAAAGAUUUGGAUUCGUGGGCCGUUGAUAAGAAGGCCGGCUGGGAUUCUAAAAAUUGGGAUGUUUUUGAGACCUUGAAGAAAAUUCAAAAGCGAUAUACCUCGACAAAUUUAUUUUUCACUGUUGAAAGUGUUCCAGAUCCGUUGAGAAAUGAAACGAAAGGUCGCCAUAUAUUUAUGAUCGACAAAGCUCCGUUAGAUCUUCACCCAAUGUUUUUCCUUGUCAGCCCAAAGAUAGUUCGUCUGUUGUUUAAUUAUAUGACAAACGUGACUCAUCUGACAGGAGUGGACCAUGACUUUGCCAAAGAAUCUAUGAAAGAUGUUAUCAAAUUCGAGGCUGCUUUAGCAAUGCUUUCGUUUAAUAAGGGUAAGGUGGGAAAACAUUACGCGCGUGUUCCAAUCAGGAAAUUAGAAAAAUCAAUUCCUCAGUUCCCGUGGUUCGACCAUCUCAAGAGUCUUGUUCAUCCGAACAAAAUCACGCGUGAUGAUCCAAUUUUGAUCCUGGCGACCCCAUAUCUGCCGACAAUUUUCAAGCUUCUUAAGAAAACAGACAAACGAGUUCUAUCAAACUUUAUGGUUUGGCGAAUGAUCAAAAGUUAUGUCCCAAUGCUGGGGAAUGAUUUCCGGAGGAUGUACAGUCAGUUAAAGGGAGUGAGGGAAUCCCGCGCGGAAACUUGUUAUUCCUACACCAGCAAAAUUCUCAGUAAUUUACUUGGAUCGCUGUUUAUCAGGAAACGAUUCUCGCCCAAAGUGAAAUCAGAUGUGCAAGAGAUGAUGAACGAUAUUGUCCAAGCUUUCAAAGACAACGCACAAUAUGAAACUUGGUUAAGUGGAAAAAGUAGAAAAGCUGUUGAGAUGAAGCUUAAAAAUGUUUUGUCAAAAGUGGGCUAUCCUGAUUACCUCUGGAACGAACAAGAUCUAAAUCUUAAAUAUGAAAAUCUUGAUAUCCAAACUGAUCAAUGGUUCCAAAAUGUAGUGAAUUCCCAGAAAUAUUUGAAUUUCAUGGAACUUCAUAAUGUCGGAACAAUAGUUGACAAAAAGCACUGGAUUGCUCCUCCACAAAUGGUCAAUGCUUUCUACGUUCUUACAAGGAAUGAGAUCGUGAUUCCCGCUGGUAUAUUGCAGGAGCCAUUCUUUUACUCUGGAUCAAUUCCCAAGGCUUUGAGUUACGGCGCUGUGGGCCACGUUUUGGGUCAUGAAUUGACCCAUGGUUUUGAUGACUCUGGAAGAUCAUUUAAUAAGUUUGGAAAGAAAGUCUUUUUUAACGAAACUGGUUGGAGUAAAAUUUCUGACAAAAACUUCAAGAAAGAAGCAAAGUGUCUGGUGAAACAGUUCAGCCAAUAUAAAGUGUUAGGAAAACAUCACGUUAAUGGUAAGAUGACUCUAGGUGAAAACAUAGCUGAUGCCGGCGGUCUAAAGUUGGCUUAUAAUGCUUAUCAUCGCUGGAUCAACGAUCACGGUAAAGAAAAGGUUUUACCGGAUUUGGAUAUGAACAGCGACGAGUUAUUUUUCAUCGGUUUUGCACAGAAAAGCUGCGCAAAUACUUCAAAGGUUGGCCAGUUUAUGGCUGUACACGAUGAUGAUCACGCUCCAGCAAAAUUCAGGGUAAAUGGAGCUCUUUCGAAUAUGCCUGAAUUUUCCAAAACAUUCAAUUGUCCAGCAAACAGCAAAAUGAAUCCAAAGACAAAAUGCGACGUCUGGUAAUUACAUAUAGGAAAUAUGCAGUUGUUACAGAAGUAUUUUUUAUCACAAUCUCUGCUGAAAGCACACUAAAAUUUGGUCGCCAUAAAAAGCUAUGAGCAAUAAAGAAA